CGCGUGGGGUCGCCAUCGCUGCAACAUUCAGUGGCGCCCGCCCGCUCCAUUAUUCAAGAUGCGCGACCCCCAAAUCUAAUUCACACGGCGCGCGCUGGACACCGCAAGGACACGGAAGCACACACACACGUACACACGUACACACACACACGCACACACACACGUACACACGUACACACACACACACGUACACACACACACACACGCACACACACACGUACACACGUACACACACACACGCACACACACACGUACACACGUACACACACACACACGUACACACGUACACACACACACGCACACACACACGUACACACGUACACACACACACACGUACACACACACACACGCACGUACACACACACGUACACACACACACGUACACACGCACACACGUACACACACACGCACGUACGCACGUACACACACGCGCACACAUACGUACGCACGUACACACACACGCACACACACGUACGCGGCGUACAGCAGAACUGGUAUUCUAAUUGUUUUCCCGUUUAAACAAUUAAAAUCCGGCACACACACAUACACACACACACAGACGUGUUUGCGUUAAACGAAAAUGGCCACCCUCCUGCGCAAAAUCGGCUUCAGCCGCCUGCGUCCGCCCGUCGUGACGCGCAGCCCGAAGGUGUCCAGGAAGGGCAUGGUCAGCGUGGACGUGUUGAGGGCGAACAGCAUCAGCAGCAGCAGCACCGGCGGAGCACAGCGGCAUCAGCAGCAGCAACAGCAUCAUCAGCAGCAUCAACAGCAGCAGCAUCUCGCGGGCGUUCUCAACGAUUCCGGUACCAAGGACAGCGCCUCGGACACCAAGAAACAGCAACAGCAGCAGCAGCAAAAUCAUCAUCAUCAGCAGCAUCAUCAGCAGCAGCAGCAUCAUCAUCAGCACCAUCAGCAGCACCAUCAUCAGCAGCAGCAUCCGCGCGCGGCAGCAUCAGCAUCAUCAGCCGCGAGCUCCAGCCACUGCCGCCAGGUGCGCGCCCGCCGCCUCAUGAAGGAGCUGUCCGAGCUGAGCCGCCUCGGCCACGAGGUGCUCAGCGUGGAGCUCGUGGGCGAGAGCCUCUUCGAGUGGAACGUCACCCUGCGGCAGAUCGACCUCGAGUCGGCCCUGUGGCAGGACUUGCGCGAGGCGGGCGCCGACGGCGUCCUCCUCAACCUGACCUUCCCCGAGAGCUUCCCCUUCUCGCCGCCCUUCAUGCGCGUGCUCAGCCCGCGCAUCGACAACGGCUUCGUGCUCGACGGCGGCGCCAUCUGCAUGGAGCUGCUCACGCCCAAGGGCUGGUCCAGCGCCUACACCGUGGAGGCGCUCGUAAGGCAGUUCGCCGCCAGCCUCGUGAAGGGGCAGGGGCGAAUCAGCCGCAAGAAGAAGGCGUUCACGAGAAAGGAGGCGCAUGCGACGUUCCGUAGCCUCGUGAAGACCCACGAGAAAUACGGAUGGGUCACUCCGCCGUCCUCCGACGGAUAGAAGUCGCCUUGACCUCUUGACCUCGCCUCUCGUGGUGUCCAUCGUUGAGUUGGCUCUGGCUCCCCACCACACCACCACCACCAACCCACCCACCCUCACUUGCUAUCGGUCAUUAACGAAGCCGCCGCCGCGACACCCUUCGGCGUGGUGAGUGUUGUUGGGACCGUGAGUGAAUAGAAUUACACUGGUCAACACAAAAAAAACAUUUUUUUCUUGCCUAGACUUUUGCAGCUGUUUUUGACUAAUUCCAGGGUGCUAAUUCUAAAUCUGAUCUCAGAUUUGCUCUAUCACAUCUCAUUUUUAUGCUAUCGGCAUACCCCAUUUUCAUUGAUUUUACCCGAAAUUAACUCUGUUGUUGCGAGUCAGUGACUGCUUUAGUGUUAAAAUAUGGUGGUGUAUUUUUAGGAUAGUGUGUUUAUAAUAUAAUUUUAUGUAGAUAUCCACAUUUAUUUAAUAUUUUUCUUCCGCAGUUCUUAUUGAAAAUGCAAUAUUUGAUAUCUCAAAAACCUGACGUGAUAGACAAAAACCGAUGCCAGAUUUGGAAUCAGCACCCCAAAAUUACCUUAAAACCGUUGGAAUACCUUAUGCCAGAAAAAGUGUGUUGAACAGUGUAAUCAGUCGGUGAGUGUUGACCCCCCAUCAACCAGCCCUCCCAAACCAUAAUCGGUCUCUGGAUUUGAAUGUCGGAUGUAAUUUACGAGCGCUUUUCGAGGUAUCGUUUUAACGUUGUUGUUGUUGUUAUUGUGACUACUACUGCUGCAUUGUUAUUUCACGACGUGCCCAAGAGGACGACCUCUGCGGAGAUGGAGCAAAUGAGUUCGGCUCCAAGCGCAGGAGGCAGAGACCCACGGAUGUUCGGUCGGCAAAUGGACCGCGAGGCGACGGUGACUGGCGGAGGCCUUCAUCCAGCAGUGGAUAGCUCCUGGCUUGUUGAUGAUGACGACGACGAUGGUUACUUCACAUGAUGUUGGCGCUGUCCCCUUGCCGAGUGAGUUUGAUCUCUUGUGGAGGAGUGUACGCUAUCCCUGCGAGGCAGUAUUCUGAAGAUUGCCUUUUGGCGUCAUCUGGUCCAACCCAUGUGAGACUAGGCUCUAAGGAAAGCUGUCUUGGGUGUGGACCAAUCAACUUCAAGGACAGUGCAUACAUUAUCAGAGUUAUGUUUUUUGUUUGCAUUAUGACUGCAGGUAUUGUGGUCUAUGCAAACAUGACUCCUUGUAAAAAAGGUGUCAGUUUUGUUGCCAGAUAAAAGGGUUAAAAAACAAUUAUCAUAUUUUUUCUUCUGGCAAAUGAGGUUCCAAUGGUGUAAAUGCUUACCCCGAGCUCUCAUACUCUGAUGGUGCAUUGUCUUUGAGAUGUGCGCCUUUUGGUGUCAUCUGGUCCAACACCAUGUGAGACUAGGCUCUAAGGAAAGCUGUCUCGGAUGUGGACCAAUCAACUUCGAGGACAGUGCAUACAUUAUCAGAGCUAUGUUUUUGUUUGCAUUAUGACUGCAGGUAUUGUGGUCUAUGCAAACAUGACUCCUUGUAAAAAAGGUGUCAGUUUUGUUGCCAGAUAAAAGGGUAAAAAAACAAUUAUAACAUUGUCAUUUUUAUUAUUGUUAUUUGACUGGUCAUGUGGCUCAGCGGCAGUGCGAGCCAGCUCGCGCUCAGAAGAUGGCGAGUUACGGGGGCUGACCCGGCCCAUCAGCCCUCUAGGGUCGAUAAAAAAGGUACCAGUUUGGUAAGAAGUAAUUUCCCCGUGGAAUGUGGGAUUCCCAGCACUGGCUUAGGACUGUAAAACAACAGGAGAUGCGCACCACCUCGAAGUGUCCAUUUGAGCAAAACGAACAACAUCGAUGACCCUUUCGACUUCACAUUUCUUCAAUUAUAUCGAGAAUAUAGAAAGAGUUCACUACUAUAAAAAAAACACCAAUACGCGCUUUUGAUAUCGUCAUGCCAUUUGUGUCCACGCAUAUGAGCCCAUAAUGUGCAAGGCGCUUUAAAUAUCAAACGUGAUGAACGUGUAGUCGCUCUAACUGUAAACUGGCUUCACUUGCAUUUGGGCUCAUCAGUGAUCGUGCGGUCUUGCAAAGCCCCCCCCCCGCCCCUCCCCUCGCCUCCAUCCCAACAUGACAACCGCGUGAUGGUUUCACCAUUGUCGGGUAUCGUCAGUGUGGCAUUGUCCUGUUGGCUUGCGUGACAAUUGGGUGCAGGAUUCGGCAUAUUGAGAGCUCAUUAGUGAUCGUGUAGCCCUGUUGCAGCCACACGUGACGACUGUGUAAUGGUUUCACAAUCAUCGGUGACAGUUGCAGACACACAUGACGACUGUGUAAUGUCAUUACACCUCCUUUGACAGUACCAAAUUAUAAAAAUAGGGGUUUCCUCUUUUUUCUGGCAACAAAACUGAAACCUUUUUACGAGGAUUCAUGUCUGCAAAAAGGGGAAAAUCCUAUUAUUAUAUUUUGGUACUGGCAAAGGAGGUCUAAUGAUGUAGAUGCUCACCCCGAGUUCUCAUUACUUUGAUGUUGCAUUGUCUUUGAGCUGUACGCCUUUUGGCGUCCUCUGGUCGAGCACCAAUUGGGUCGAGGCUCAAAAGAAAGCUGUCCCUGGUGUGGACCAAUCAGUUUCAAGGACAAUGCAUAUAUUAUCAGAGUGUGUUUUUGUUUGCAUUUUGACUGCAAGUAUUGUGGUUAAUGCAGACAUGAAUCCUCGUAAAAAGGUUUCAGUUUUGUAGCCAGAAAAAAAGGGGAAAACCCUAUUAUUAUAUUAGACUGUGUAAUGGUUUCACAAUCAUUAGGCAUCAUCAGUGACAGUGUACCCUUGCUGCCACGUGAUAACUUUGUCAUGGGUUCACCAUCAUUAGGAAUCAUCAGUAACAGUGUAGCCCUGUUCUAUGACAGUUUGGUACGGAGUUGCUGUCGUGUUGAAUCACCAUUGACAAUGUAGCCCUGUCCUUCUGCACGACAAUUGCGUACAGGAGUCGCUAUAAUUUAGGAUCAUCAGUUGCAGUGUAGUCGUAACCGAUGCCGUGAUGGCACGCUCGAGUGUGUGUACCACAUCUUGCUGUGAAAUUUGAACGGAGUCCAAAGGCUUGACCUGCACUUUUCGUUCCAGAUGAUACUAACACGUGAAGUUAGUCAAACUCUGAUUUAAAGCUUUCGUGACUGCAGGGAUUCAUCUUCUUGGUUUUUUCGGUAAAGUCACGUAGAAGGGAAGUAAUAAAAUAAUAAAAAAAUAAAA
Molecule: messenger RNA, 4701 nt
Organism: Lethenteron reissneri (Far Eastern brook lamprey)
Lineage: Eukaryota; Metazoa; Chordata; Hyperoartia; Petromyzontiformes; Petromyzontidae
Product: ubiquitin-conjugating enzyme E2Q-like protein 1
Source: RefSeq, a predicted model, not a curated record